AUGGAGGUUGCAGCGAUCUCUCCAUCGAAAUUCGCAGGUGACGCAAAGAGUUUUCAUCGAAAUGGUUUCAUUGCAGAUCGAUGCCGGACGGGAUCCACGAGAGACACGACGCCUUGUACCACCGUCAGUCACAGCCGACGCUUUUCUCGUCUUAACGAUCGAAGGUGUUCAAGCCGAUGUCUCGCAGGUGCGGACUCGGGAAAGGGGCAAGGCGGCAAGGGGCAAGGCGGCAAGCCGCGGGUCCUCUGCUGGAUCGCGACCCAGCCGGCGAACCACGAGGCGAAGGCGAAACACGUGAAAGCCACGUGGGGCAGGCGAUGCGACGUCCUCCUUUUCUUCAGCUCGAGGAAAGGUACCGCGAGGAAUUUUUCAUUUCUCGCCUGCGAGAGAGAUGCCUCCCACCGACCUCCAUCAUCGAUGAACGUCGCAGAUCCAUCCCUGCCCACGGUGGCGCUGAACGUGACGGAGGGCCGGCAGCACCUGUGGGAGAAGACGCGAGAGGCCUUCCGCUACAUCCACCGGCACCACCUGCUCGACGCGGACUGGUUCCUCAAGGCAGACGACGACACCUACGUCAUCGUGGAGAACCUCCGUCGUCUGCUCCGAGACAGCGACCCGUCCGCGCCGGUCUACUUCGGCUGCCGGUUCAAGCGCUUCAGCGGGCCGGGCUUCAUGAGCGGUGGAGCAGGGUAUGUGCUGAGUAAGGAGGCGUUGAAGCGGUUCGUGGAGAAAGCCCUGCCCGAUGCAAAGGCUUGUCCCCUGGCCAAAGUGAAAGACGAAGACGUCGGAAUGGGUCGAUGCCUGCACGCCGUCGGGGUGGAACCGGGCGACUCACGGGACGAAAAGGGCCGCUGGCGCUUCCUGCCGUACUCCCCCGGGUCGCACCUCUCUCCGGCCCCGAUGUGGAACGCAGACUGGGUCCAGUGCAACGCGUUUCACCCGUACACGCAGGGGCGAGGGUGUUGCUCGGACCGGGCCGUGUCCUUUCACUACGUCUCGCCCGAGUCAAUGCACGUGCUCGAGUACUUCAUUUACCGGUUGCGGGUCGACGACCGGCGGUGA
Molecule: messenger RNA, 1062 nt
Organism: Darwinula stevensoni
Lineage: Eukaryota; Metazoa; Arthropoda; Ostracoda; Podocopida; Darwinulidae
Source: the annotation of a GenBank genome assembly